Molecule: messenger RNA, 1041 nt
Organism: Ipomoea triloba (trilobed morning glory)
Lineage: Eukaryota; Viridiplantae; Streptophyta; Magnoliopsida; Solanales; Convolvulaceae
Exons: 2
Coding region: 1-1041 (346 amino acids)
Source: RefSeq, a predicted model, not a curated record
AUGGACUUAUCUGCAGUUCAGCCAAUCGAGAUUACUAAACCCCAGUUCCUCACUCCUGAAUAUGCUACAAGAUGGGACUCCAUUGACAAAAGGAAAAUAUUGAGUGAAAGAUUUCUGGAUGUUGAGAGAUUCAAAGCACAAUGCCAACUGAUACCAAUCUUUGAGAAAAUCAAACUGAUGAGGUCUGUGAUAAAUCUGAAGGAAUACCCCCCUAUGGCAAUCAAGGAAUUCUAUGCCAAUCUUAUGCCAACAAUCAAGGAUACAAAUUCAGCACAAUGUGGUCGAGUGUGGCUAAGAAACAAGUAUUACAAUUUCACAAUUGGUACAAUUAAUUCUUAUCUUGGCAUAGAUGCAGAUGACCUUGAGGAUCCAGAUAUUGGAGUAAACGUGCUGACAAAGGUGAUCACUGGUGGCACAGUAAGCUACUGGCCAACAGAGACAAACAUGCUGCCUGCAAAGUCUCUCACAACCAAAUUUGCCAUACUCCAUAAGAUUGCCAUGACUAACUGGAUGCCCAACGAGCACAUGGGUGAACUCAGCCUUCUAAUGGCAACCUUGAUUUACAAAAUUGGAAAAGGAAUACUAGUUGAUCUUGGGCAUAUUAUCUUCAAACAAGUUGUUAGUUUUAGGGAUCCUACUGCAAAAGAAAGCAAAGUAAAGCUACCAUUCCCCUGCACCAUCUAUGGCAUACUGCGUGCUCAAACUUUCAGACCCAAUACUGGAAAAAUGAUGGAGAAGCCCAAGGCCAGACUGAUUGAUGCUAGACUUAACCAAAGCCUACAUGUUCUUGACAUUCACCCUGAACAUGGAAGUAGCUCUACACAGCCCUUAUCUAUUAAAGGCUCCAGGACAAGCCAGAUGACCUCUCAAUUUCUAGACAAAAGCAUUCAGGAUCUGAACACUAUCAUCCAGAUUCUGGAAGAAUUAGCUAUUGCCCAAGCUGCCAUGAUUGAAACUGCUGAAGGGUACACUCCAACUACUACUGCUGUUGCUGAAAACAUUGGGACCUGCCAAGAGGCUGUGUCUUCAAAAUCGGAAUGA